Molecule: messenger RNA, 1047 nt
Organism: Pelecanus crispus (Dalmatian pelican)
Lineage: Eukaryota; Metazoa; Chordata; Aves; Pelecaniformes; Pelecanidae
Source: RefSeq, a predicted model, not a curated record
CACGCCCAGUUUAGGGAGUCUAGGAGUCUGUUUGAUGAAAUAUUCCUCAGUCGUCCAGAGGAAGAAGAGUAUCCACCACGGGAUGAUUUCAGUGAUGCAGAUCAGCUUAGAGUGGGCAAUGAUGGCAUCUUCAUGUUGGCCUUUUUCAUGGCGUUUAUUUUCAACUGGAUUGGAUUUUGUUUAUCCUUCUGUAUAACAAAUACCAUAGCUGGAAGGUAUGGUGCAAUCUGUGGAUUUGGUCUGUCCCUGAUCAAAUGGAUUCUCAUUGUACGGUUUUCAGAUUACUUUACUGGAUAUUUCAAUGGACAGUACUGGCUUUGGUGGAUAUUUCUUGUACUUGGACUCCUCCUGUUCUUUCGAGGCUUUGUUAAUUAUCUUAAAGUCAGAAAUAUGUCUGAAAGCAUGGCAGCUGCUCACAGAACAAGAUUUUUUUUCUUGUACUGAAGACUCCAUCGAACAGACAUUCCUUUCCUAUACCAGGGUGAAACUUCCAGAUGAUCUGUAACCCUCCGAGUCAAUAGGAUAGAAGACUACUAAAACCAGAAGACAAAUUAGUGAAGAUACAGCUUCAAAAAAGAAUGACAGGAUGGUUUAUGCUCAAUACCAGUUCUGGUCAUUCUAGUAAAUACUUGUAAUUGCUGCCUUUUCUUCUAGCACAUUUGCAUAUGUGCUUAUUAAAAAGAUAGUUUUGAAGUAAGAACAAACCAUCUGUUAGUAUAAAUUAGGUACAGUCAGACUCGGUUAAUCUGUGCUUGUUACAUCUGAAAGAUUUAAGUGGUAACUUGUUUCACAGUGUGUGUGUACCACUGACUUGUUGAUCUGAACUUUGAGUACAAUGAAAUGCAUUAAAUGAUUCAGAUUAACCAGUUCAGACAGUUUUUUUUUAUAUAAUUUAGAUCCAUCUAAUGAUUGUGUAGAACAUUUUUAAGUUUACUAAAGCCCAAAGUUCCUUGUCACAAACUUGCAUUCACCAAUAUUUUAUCAAACCAAUAUACUGGUUUGCUUAAAAAUGAUACUCCACUUUGAGUCCUCUGUAAAUAACUCUGC